This is a messenger RNA of Didymodactylos carnosus, 279 nucleotides long. NCBI's taxonomy places the organism in Eukaryota, Metazoa, Rotifera, Eurotatoria, Philodinida, Philodinidae. The record is from the annotation of a GenBank genome assembly.
AUGGCUAAAAGAACAAAGAAAGUUGGUAUUGUUGGAAAAUAUGGUACACGUUAUGGAGCAUCAUUAAGAAAGAUGGUUAAAAAAAUGGAAGUUACCCAACAUUCAAAAUAUACGUGUUCAUUCUGUGGUAAAGAUAAUAUGAAACGUAAAUGUGUUGGAAUAUGGAAAUGUCGAAGUUGUCUAAAAACGGUUGCUGGUGGUGCAUAUGUUUAUUCAACAUCAACAGCCGCUGCUGUACGUUCGGCUGUUCGACGUUUAAGAGAAAUGCGUGAACAAUAA